Molecule: messenger RNA, 2542 nt
Organism: Megalobrama amblycephala (Wuchang bream)
Lineage: Eukaryota; Metazoa; Chordata; Actinopteri; Cypriniformes; Xenocyprididae
Gene: slc25a25a
Product: solute carrier family 25 member 25a
Exons: 10
Coding region: 90-1499 (469 amino acids)
Biological process (GO): transmembrane transport
Cellular component (GO): mitochondrial inner membrane
Molecular function (GO): calcium ion binding; ATP transmembrane transporter activity
Source: RefSeq, a predicted model, not a curated record
ACCGGCAUUUCAGCGUUUCAUCGCCGGCAGGCGAGAGUGUUCCUGUAUUAUUUAUUUAUUUAUUGUCUAAGACUUUUAUUAUUUUCAAGAUGUUGUGCCUGUGCCUUUAUGUGCCUGUCCAUAAUUCAGAUCAUGUCGAGGUGGAGUAUUUUGAAUCGAAUGGAUUACCGUCCGAGCUGAAGUCGCUCAAGUCUCUCAGCGUCCUUCUGCCGUCGCAGGAAUUCUCUACAUACCGAAAAUGGAAGAAGAAAAUAUUGAAAACUGACGUGAAAGAGCCUGAUGGGCAGCUGGACUUUGAAGAGUUUGUUCACUACCUCCAAGACCACGAGAAAGACCUGAAGCUUGUCUUCAAAAGCCUGGAUAGAAAGAAUGCAGGUCAAGUGAACGCCAAUGACAUUGUGAGCUCCCUGAGAGAUCUUGGAGUCCAUAUUUCCCUGCAGCAAGCGGAGAAAGUCCUUAAUAGCAUGGACAAAAACGGCACAAUGACUAUUGACUGGAAUGAAUGGAAAAAGUAUCCCACACUGCAGCCUGCAGAGAACAUUCCCGAAAUCAUCCUGUACUGGAAACACUCGACUAUCUUUGACGUGGGAGAGAACCUGAUGGUACCAGAUGAGUUCACGUCUGAGGAGCACAUGACGGGGAUGUGGUGGAGACAUCUGGUUGCUGGUGGAGGAGCUGGAGCCGUGUCACGAACCUUCACUGCGCCGCUCGACCGACUCAAAGUCCUCAUGCAGGUACAUGGUGCUCAUGGGAACAACAUGUGUAUCAUGAGUGGUCUCGCCCAGAUGAUCAAGGAAGGAGGGAUGCGUGCGUUAUGGAGGGGCAACGGCAUCAAUGUCAUCAAAAUCGCACCCGAGUCGGCCCUCAAAUUCAUGGCUUAUGAGCAGAUCAAACGGCUGAUGGGAAGCAAUCGGGAAACUCUGGGGAUCACGGAACGUUUUGUAGCAGGUUCCCUGGCAGGAGUCAUUGCUCAGAGCUCCAUUUACCCCAUGGAGGUUCUCAAAACUCGUCUGGCGUUAAGAAAGACAGGCCAGUACAAGGGCAUCUCAGACUGCGCCAAACAGAUCCUGAAGACGGAGGGAAUGUCUGCGUUUUACAAAGGCUACGUACCCAACAUGCUGGGCAUCAUCCCGUACGCUGGCAUCGACCUGGCAGUCUAUGAGACGUUAAAGAACAGCUGGCUUCAACGCUACGGCACGGAAAAUGCGGAUCCGGGCGUCUUUGUGCUUCUGGCGUGUGGUACGGUCUCCAGCACGUGCGGUCAGCUUGCCAGCUACCCGCUGGCUCUCGUACGAACACGCAUGCAGGCGCAAGCUACGGUUGAGGGCGCUUCCCAGGUCUCAAUGUCGGGACUCUUCAAGCAGAUCAUGAAGACCGAGGGCCCCGCGGGUCUCUAUCGGGGCCUGACCCCAAACUUCCUGAAGGUCAUCCCCGCGGUCAGCAUCAGCUAUGUGGUGUACGAACACAUCAAGACGACGUUAGGAGUGCAGUCGAGAUGAGCCUUGAUGGAAAAGGACUAAAUCUCAGGGAUUUGAACCUUGAGGUGUGGACGAUCUCAUUCUGUGAAUGUGAGGGUGGAGGAUGACGCUGUUGAUUAACAUCUCGUUAUUUAUUUAGUGUACUAAAUCUGUAGAAAAGACGUUCGAAAGCUGAAAUCAGGGACCAAAUGUAUUCAUGUGACCACUGUGUGUGUGUGUGUGUGUGUGAGUGUGAUAUGUGUAUGUAUGCAUAUAUAAGUGCCACUGAGAAUGAAUCAAGUGCUGUUUAUGAUCCAGGUGGGCAAUGCAAUUGAAUCGACACUACAAACACAGAACAGUUUGUCUGUGAAAUGCAUUAUUUGAUGCUGACUGAAGUUGCACUGCCCACUUUCUUACUAAUGCUGCUUUAUAUUGACUAAAGUAAUAUAUUUAUACAUCUUUAACCAGGUAUUUAUUUAUGUUGUGGCAUCUGAGAGUUUAAUGAACGUGUUCGCUGCACAGUGUCUCCGUUAAAGCCAGUGUUUUUCAGUAGUUAAACUGUACUGUUGUGUAAUUUAAUCUUAAUUCUGGUUAUUUUAGUUCUACUGCUGUCUAAUUUAAGCUGGUUAUUUUAAAUCGGCACAGUUAUGUUCUUCGCUUUGCCUUAAUGUAAGAGAAUGUCUGGUUAAUUUGUAAGCAAAUGCACUUUAAUUGCUUUAGUCAAUUGUGAAGACUGUAUCUUGCAACGUUGUCGAAGGGUGUGAAUGUUUGUUAAUGGGGACCAUAUGUUCAAGUAAUAAAUGCACAUGAUACGCUUACUUGCAGUAUUGGUUGGGUAUUGAAGGUUUUGAGUUCACUAAUUUCAACAUAUAAAUGCACAGGUUUGAGUUUGAGACGGUUUGUGGAAACCUCUAUCCGGAAACUGCUUUAAGAUGGAUGUUCUUGUGAAUUGAUGAUUUGAGUUUUAUUGUAACAGUAUUUGUUUCAGUCAAAGUGGCUCUUAUUUUAGUUUGUUUUAGAUCAUUUUAUUUUUUUUUUCCUUAAAUGUAAUUUAUUUUUUCAAUAAAAACGUAAUAUUCAUAUUA